AAAGAGUUUAGGGCUACUUUCCAAGAAACGCACUCUCAGAACAACCAAAUCUCACCAAACACACACACACACACACACACACACACACAUUCACUUUCUCUUUCUCUCUCUCCGAACAGAAAACGCAGGAAAAAUCACAAAAAGAAAUUCUUUCUCUUUUUUGUUUUUAUCUUUUGUUUUUCUUUCCAUUUUCUUUUCUUAUCUCGGGUGUUUAAGCGCCAUGUAUGGCGAUGGGAAUAGAGAUGAGGAAGUGAAAAUGGAAGAGAAAGAGAGUGCAGAGAGAGUGGUAUACAUGUGGGGUUAUCUUCCUGGAGCUUUACCUCAUAGGUCUCCGCUUUUAUCCCCUACAGUCGUACGGACUCCUGCUUCUUACUCUUGGAGGGAUGUUUGUGGUGGAGGUUGCGGUUUCGCCAUGGCCAUUUCUGAGUCUGGGAAGCUCAUUACAUGGGGUUCGACAGAUGAUCUAGGUCAGAGCUACGUCACAUCUGGGAAGCAUGGGGAAACUCCAGAACCUUUCCCCCUCCCAACUGAAGCUUCUAUACUCAAGGCUGCAGCAGGUUGGGCCCAUUGUGUAGCAGUUACAGACAGCGGAGAAGUUUACACAUGGGGAUGGAAAGAGUGUGUUCCGUCGGGUAAGGUCUUUGGAGAUCCAUCUGUGGUAGGAAGCUUUGAAAAGGAUGUAUUUGAAAGGCAGAGCUCUUUCUUGACAGAGCAAGUUAGCCCUCGCUCUCAAGGUUCACGUUCAAGUGGCACUAUUGUUUCUAGUACUGAUGCUAGAGGAAGUGGAGAGGAAAAUACAAAGAGAAGAAGAAUAUCUUCAGUAAAGCAAGCAGCUGAAAGCUCAUCAACUGGGGAUGAAACUCUCUCUGCAUUGCCAUGUCUUGUGGCGCUGACCCCAGGAGUUAGAAUAACUUCAGUUGCAGCCGGCGGACGCCAUACUCUAGCAUUAUCAGAUAUAGGACAGGUGUGGGGUUGGGGCUACGGUGGUGAAGGACAGCUUGGUUUAGGCUCCCGGAUACGCAUGGUGUCCUCUCCUCAUCCCAUACCUUGCAUUGAAUCCUCUGCUUAUGGAAAGGACAGAUCUGCAACAAUGUCUCGAGGAGGCACAGCUGAGGGACCGGGUUACAGAGCUCCUGGAAGUUACGUGAAGGGGAUUGCGUGUGGAGGACGACACAGUGCAGUAAUCACAGAUGCUGGAGCACUUCUUGCUUUUGGAUGGGGGCUCUACGGACAGUGUGGGCAAGGAAGUACAGAUGAUGAGUUAAGCCCGACUUGUGUAUCUUCCUUACUGGGAAUCCGUAUUGAGGGUGUCGCUGCAGGACUGUGGCACACUGUCUGUAUAUCCGCAGAUGGUGAUGUUUAUUCAUUUGGGGGGAAUCAGUUUGGACAGCUGGGAACUGGAGCUGAUCAAGCUGAGACUCUACCGCGACUUUUGGAUUCUCCAAGUCUGGAAAAUAUGCAUGCAAAAAUUAUAUCUUGUGGGGCUCGUCAUAGUGCCAUAAUCACAGCGGAUGCCAAAGUUUUCUGCUGGGGUUGGAAUAAGUAUGGCCAGCUUGGCUUGGGGGAUGUAAUUGACCGCAACAUUCCUUCUCAAGUUGUUAUCGAGGGUGGUAUCCCUAGAAACGUGGCUUGUGGUUGGUGGCAUACCCUUCUUCUAUCAGAAUCACCUACUUGAGUUCCUAAUAAUCCAAGAGGCCUUGGCACAGUUUUGUUAGCAAAGCGAAGAAUGGUUGUUUUUCAAUCAAAGUGGAAUGAAGCAGAGAAUAUAUAAUAGAUGUUCCUUAUUUCUUCAAUGCAUUCCUACAAAGAAAUGUUGGAUGGAACUGAUGAUUUCAGAUUCCUGGCAGCAAGAGGUUAUAAAUCCAGUAUUCGGAACUGUGAUUUGAUAUUUAUAAUCUGGAUGAUGCAGCUACGAGAUAAAUUUAUACUAGGCUUUGAUUAUAUUACUGAUUUUGUUAUUAUGGUGGCGGAGGUUUUGAUCUUUGUCCCUAUUUAAUUCCAUGUGAUUUAAAAGGGUUGCUGGUAGGCAACAAUUGUUUCAAGGUUCAUAUAAUAAGAUUUCAGCAAAGAAAGAAGUGAUAUAGUAUAUAGUAUUGGAGCUCCA
Molecule: messenger RNA, 2104 nt
Organism: Ziziphus jujuba (common jujube)
Lineage: Eukaryota; Viridiplantae; Streptophyta; Magnoliopsida; Rosales; Rhamnaceae
Product: ultraviolet-B receptor UVR8
Exons: 12
Coding region: 221-1675 (484 amino acids)
Source: RefSeq, a predicted model, not a curated record